CAGUUACACAUACUUUUGGCUUGGAGAAGAAGACAUCCCAAGUUUGGAAUUCAUGAUUUGCUGUACAACGGUUUUUAACUUAUUGCUUCACGUAACAGAAUGCAAAACGAUAACGAACCAAAUCCAAAAAUGGAGCGCCAACAACGUGAACCAAAGCACCAUAAAUCUGUUUAUUUGCUACUGCUGUUGAGCAAAUUCGGAAACGAGAAGAAGCAUACUGCACCUUCUCUGUAAUGGAGAAAUCAACGAGCAGCUCCGUGAAUGUUCCCACCGCCGGCACGGCGUCGAUGCUUGUGGAGACGGUGGCUGAUUUGAUGUCUAUGUAUAUGCAGACUGGUUACCUAAAUGAUCUCUCAGUUUUCAGCGACCUCUGCCUCUCUCUAGCCAAAGGCAUUGAUCAUGCAGUUGCUAACAACGAGGUCCCCUUAAGAUCACAUGAGCUACCGUCACUGUUGAAACAGGUGUACAAGUAUAGGAAUGACUUUUCCAUCCAAGAGGCUUCUAUGGUGCUACUGAUGUACGUCAAGAGUGCGUGCAAGGUUGGAUGGUUUCGGAAUGAAGAUGCUGAUGAUCUGCUUAAACUUAUCCAGGAGGUUAGCAGAUACUUCUCUAGUGCUGAAGAUGUUGACGUUGAACCCAGCUACGUCCACCCUUACGUUUCAAGAGUAUUACCAAGAUUCUGUCCAAAGCUGAAGAUGGACAGGAUAAUAGCCGCUUUUCAAAUCAAGGCAGGUUACUUUAUCUACUGCAGUUGCUGCAAGCUGAAAAUUUGGUGGUCUUAUCGGUUAUUUGUGUGUAGCCUGGAUUUGGAGCCUUUCAUGCUGGUUUUCAUAUUAUAAGGGAAAUGUUCUCUCCAGAGAUGGAAGAUAUAUUGUUACUUGUAACGAAUGUUGAUAACAUGGAGACCUCUUCCUGCAUGAUUGCUCCACCAGAAACAAG
Solanum tuberosum (potato) is the source of this 939-nucleotide messenger RNA. RefSeq lists its product as uncharacterized. The record is from RefSeq and is a predicted model, not a curated record. Bases 234 to 839 code for a protein of 201 amino acids. The transcript has 7 exons. Lineage: Eukaryota; Viridiplantae; Streptophyta; Magnoliopsida; Solanales; Solanaceae.